AUGGCAGCCGGCAAAGCGUCCUUGGUGGCUGUUAGGGUUGCUUGCGUUUUACAGAAUAAGCUCAUACAGAAGACACAAUUAGGCCUUUCAAGUAUUGACAACACUAUCAGGCGAGCGUUUGCAUCUGACGUACUAUCCCAGUCGAUUGAAGAUCCUAUUACACGAAACAAUACGUGCAGCAGUAGUUUCAGUGGACCUUUGGAACAGUACAACAAUCUAAUUCGGAAUGGGUUGCUACAAGAGGACCAACAGCAAAGACAUGCUUUACAGGAGUUGGAUGGCAUGCAGAAGAAGCUUAGAGGAUAUAACAACCAACCUGCAUUCUUCCUUUCAAAAGUAUUCUCCAGACAAAAGCCUCCAAAAGGUUGCUACAUUUACGGGGAUGUAGGAACAGGUAAAACUAUGCUGAUGGACAUGUUUUUCAGUCAUGUAGAGCUAACAAAGAAAAAGAGGGUCCACUUUCAUGGAUUUAUGUUGGAUGUACAUAAACGUAUCCAUCGACUAAAACAGAGCAUGCCCAAGAGAAAGGCAGGGAAAAUGGCAAAGGCCUAUGAUCCUAUUGCACCAGUUGCUGAGGAAAUCAGUGAGGAGGCCUCCCUGCUAUGUUUUGAUGAGUUUCAGGUCACAGACAUCGCAGAUGCUAUGAUUCUGAAGCAGCUCUUUGAAAACCUCUUCCUCAGUGGUGUUGUAGUAGUAGCCACAUCUAACAGGCAUCCAGAUGAUCUGUACAAGAAUGGAUUACAGAGGGUGAACUUUGUUCCCUUCAUCUCUGUCCUUAAGGAGUAUUGCCGAACACUUCGCCUAGACUCUGGAAUAGAUUACCGCAGAAGAAAUCGACCUGCAGCUGGAAAACUCUUCUAUUUCUCAAGUGAAGACAAUGUAGAAGCUGAAUUGGAUAAGCUGUUUGAUGAAAUGGCAUUUAAACAGAAUGACAUAACUCGCUGUAGGUCUCUGAAGGUAGAUGGGAGGACAUUAACGCUAAACAAAGCAUGUGGGAUGAUUGCAGACUGCACCUUUGAGGAGCUGUGUGAUAGACCUUUAGGAGCCAGUGACUACUUAGAAAUCUCUACAGUGUUUGAUACAGUGUUCAUUCGGAACAUUCCUUUACUCACUUUGAAUAAGAAGACCCAGGCCAGGCGCUUCAUAACUCUCAUUGAUGCGCUCUACGACCAUAAGGUGCGGGUGGUGUUACAGGCUGAGGUGCCACUGGAGAAGCUGUUUAUAAAUGAAGGACACCACAAUGAUGAGAGCCACAUUUUAAUAGAUGAUCUGGGCUUAAAAAGGGAUGCAGCCAGUUCACUGUCAAUCUUCACGGGUGAGGAGGAAGUAUUUGCCUUCCAGAGGACGGUGUCCCGCCUUUCUGAGAUGCAGACUGAGGAGUACUGGGUGCAUGGUGAUCGGAGCACUUCCUAGCCAGUGCCAUAUGCAACAAAUGGAUCUCCUCAAUCAGCAUUCACUGUGAAAUAUCUAUGAAUAUUUUAACCAAAAUUGUACAGUUUUAUGCUGCACUUUGUGGGCAUAUUUCUAUUGGUGGUAUAGAAAUGUAUUCCAGUGAGGGAGUGUGAGUAAGACUUCAGCCUAUUAAGUGUUUUAACAAAGAGAGAUUUUUUUUAAAUUAUUAUUUAAAUAUAUAAAUUGCUUUCUUAUAUUACCAAUACCAACUCAUAGAUCUAGUAGUCAGUGUAUUGGGCAAAUAACAGAUAUUUAAAAUGGCAAUAGAUAACAGUUCUAUUUAAGAUGUCAAUUUGAAUUUAAUUAUUUUUUAAAAAUUAACUGUUUUACUCCCAUAGGUUGUUUUUUUAUUGUAUUACUAAGUGGAUAUGUCAGAAACAAAUGUUAAUUUCUGGCAAUUUUCCUAGGUGUUUAGAAUCAUGUCAUUUCCAUGUUUAUUGGUUUAAUGUGAGCCACAAGAUCAGAACAGACCCUUUAACUGAAGCACACAGGCUGUCUGGAAAAUGUGUGGUUAUGUCAGCCAUUAUGAUGGAAACACUGUCUUGCCAUUGUAUUAAAAUAGGUAAGGUGGCCCAGACCACAAUAUAUCCCAUUAUAUAACAAGUGCAGUGUAUAUAGCAGCACUGUAACCAAGUACAGGAAGUGCUGGUUUCCUCCCUGUAUGAAAGUGCUUUAAAUAAUAUUUUAUUUUUAAAAAUUGAUUUAAUUUUUAUUGCUUGCAGUUUAGACUGAAGCUAAAGAUAUUAAAUAGGUAUGUGGGGAGAAAAUCGAAUUUUGAUGAGUUAUUUUCCUCUCUCACACUAGUUCAGAACAAAUUUGCCUCCAGCUGUCUACCUCUGCAUUUAAAACAUUAUUUGUUUUUAGAGUGGAAGGUGAGUAAGUUUAGCAAAGACCUUAGAUAUAACGCUGUGCUGUUUGUGAUGGCAGCGUAUUCGACUGACAUCUUAUGCUGGCCCGGUUCCACGAAGCGGUGCCUUUAAGAGGCAAUUCCAACCAUGGAAUACGGGGGGGGAGGGCUAUUCGCUCGAUGGCUCCGUCUUGUUACUGCAGAGGACUUGGUAGUCGGCGCAUUAACCAAGCUUUUCAGUUGCAUCGGCUCGCCCAGGAUGUGGGGCGCGAAGUCUUGCUCCAAACGGAACUGUGAUAAUGGAAAUGUAUUCGAGGAAACGAUGUAUCAAGAACUCGUUCGUUGUUAUUUACCGCGUGCAGACAUUAGAGGUAAUUAUGGCUUGAUAACUGUUUAAAAGACUGCCCAACAAAUUAAUUCGCCCCCGCUUUUGGGCGCUCAUAAGCUGCCUUCUCUCCUUUCUUGUUAGGUAGUAGCUAAAAGGCUUGAACACGUUGUCAGGAUGGCAGCUGCAUUUGGAGAUAAUGUAACCAAUAUAAUACUUUAUUCGGUGUCGCUAAUAUCGUAAUGUUAGUACUGAAAUGCGGCACCUACACUAGAUAAAGGUUAGCUAGCUAUCCUAGAUAGCCAGCCAACUACAUCACUUCUGUGCAUUCUUUAUCAGUCUGUAGUAUCUCACGGGUCUCCUGUAGUUGAAUUCAACGCUUUAAAGUGAACCUAACUAACCUACAGAAUUAAAAGCUAAUCGUACUAGCACCCGAUACUGAGAGCUGGGAUAUGGCUA
Molecule: messenger RNA, 3083 nt
Organism: Electrophorus electricus (electric eel)
Lineage: Eukaryota; Metazoa; Chordata; Actinopteri; Gymnotiformes; Gymnotidae
Gene: afg1la
Product: AFG1 like ATPase a
Cellular component (GO): mitochondrion; cytoplasm
Molecular function (GO): ATP hydrolysis activity; ATP binding
Source: RefSeq, a predicted model, not a curated record